ACAGGAGGCGGAGGUGUCUGUCAUAGCUGUGGUGGCGGAGGAGGUGGUUAUGGAGGCGGCGGUCACUCCAAGAAAAUUAUCAUCAAAAUCGGUGGCGGCGGACGUGGCCAUUAUGGAGGUGGUGGUGGCGGUUGCUAUGGAGGCAAUUGUGGCGGCGGCUACGGAGGGGGUGGAUAUGGCGGCGGUGGUCACGGGGGCGGUGGAGGCUAUGGUGGCGGUAGUCAUAGUUAUAGUAAGAGUUUUAGCGCCUCGGGAUCUAUUAGUGUGUCGGGCGGUGGCGGACACAGUGGCGGCGGCGGUGGUAACUAUGGCGGUGGCGGCGCCGGCGGCUGUGGCAGCGGUUUAUGCGGUUAUUCCGGUGAUUGGGAUAAGAAGAAAAAGUAA
Medioppia subpectinata is the source of this 384-nucleotide messenger RNA. NCBI's taxonomy places the organism in Eukaryota, Metazoa, Arthropoda, Arachnida, Sarcoptiformes, Oppiidae. The record is from the annotation of a GenBank genome assembly.